Molecule: messenger RNA, 1054 nt
Organism: Lacerta agilis (Sand lizard)
Lineage: Eukaryota; Metazoa; Chordata; Lepidosauria; Squamata; Lacertidae
Gene: MED4
Product: mediator complex subunit 4
Exons: 7
Coding region: 13-786 (257 amino acids)
Biological process (GO): regulation of transcription by RNA polymerase II
Cellular component (GO): mediator complex; core mediator complex
Molecular function (GO): transcription coregulator activity
Source: RefSeq, a predicted model, not a curated record
UCGGCGGAGGCGAUGGCGGCGGCGGCUGGCGGCGGAGGGCGGGGUAGCACCCGCGAGCGGCUUUUGGCUGCGCUGGACGACCUGGAGCUUCUUGCCAGGGAACUGAUUGAAAUGUUGGCAAUUUCAAGAAACCAGAAACUUGCACAACCUGGGGAGGAGAGGCAGAUCCUGGAGUUGUUGAUUCAGAGGGAUAAAGAGUUCCAAGAAUUAAUGAAACUGGCCCUUGAUCAAGGGAAAAUACAUCAUGAGAUGCAACUGUUGGAAAAAGUGGUGGAGAAGAGGGACAGUGAUAUCCAGCAGCUUCAGAAACAACUGAAAGAAGCAGAGCAUAUAUUGGCCACAGCUGUUUAUCAGGCAAAAGAAAAACUGAAAACAAUAGAAAAGGCAAGAAAAGGGGCAGUUUCAUCUGAAGAAAUAAUUAAAUAUGCUCAUAGAAUUAGUGCCAGCAAUGCUGUUUGCGCUCCUCUGACAUGGGUGCCAGGCGACCCUAGGAGGCCAUACCCAACUGAUCUGGAGAUGAGGAGUGGUUUGCUGGGUCAGAUGAACAACCCAUCAGCAAAUGGUGUCAACGGACACUUACCAGGCGAUGCACUUGCAGCAGGCAGAUUGCCAGAUGUACUCGCACCUCAGUAUCCCUGGCAAUCAAGUGACAUGUCAAUGAACAUGCUACCUCCUAAUCACAGCAAUGACUUUAUGCUGGAACCUCCCGGACAUAAUAAGGAGAAUGAAGAUGAUGUGGAAGUCAUGUCAACAGAUUCAUCAACCAGCAGUAGUGACUCAGAUUAAGGACUGCAUCUCAGUCUGUUUGGUGCAUAUUAUAUACAUCAUUAAGCGCCUGCUCUGCAAUCCAGAUAGCCACAGUGCAAGGAAAAAUCUGUCUACAACUUGGACAUUUAUUUCAUUAUAUUUAAUGAAUUGCUGUUCAUUCAGAAUAACCCAGCUAUGGCUGGAAACAGUCCUGGAGAAAGUGAAGCUUGUUUCCAGCAGCUGUAACACAAUUUAUUUCAGUGUGUAGAUAAAACAAAUUCUUGAAGAAGAAAUAGAAAGGACAACU